GAGAUCCAGCAGCAUCGGGCGCGCACGGACGACGACGAUCGACGACGACUACGUAGCUGUAUGGGGGCGCGAUCAGUGUUGGUAUUUUCUUACGGUGCGAAUCCAAAAUGUCAGACAUCGAUAAAUGGAUAGAGAUCGCGAAAGAAUGCAAAUACUUGCCCGAGAAUGAUCUCAAGAAACUCUGUGACUUGGUAUGUGAUUUAUUGCUGGAGGAGUCCAACAUCCAGCCUGUGUCCACUCCGGUGACGGUAUGCGGUGAUAUUCACGGUCAGUUCUAUGAUUUAGAGGAACUGUUUCGUAAUGGUGGCCCCGUGCCAGAUACAAAUUACAUAUUCCUGGGAGAUUUUGUUGAUCGGGGCUACUAUAGCUUAGAAACGUUUACUCGUCUGCUCACACUUAAAGCUAAAUGGUCCGACAGGAUAACGUUACUACGUGGUAAUCACGAAUCUAGACAAAUCACGCACGUUUAUGGAUUUUACGAUGAAUGCCAAAACAAGUACGGCAAUGCUAAUGCGUGGAAGUACUGUUGUAGGGUAUUUGACUUGCUCACAGUUGCUGCCUUAAUUGAUGAACAGGUUCUUUGUGUACACGGUGGAUUGUCUCCAGCUAUUAGAACACUAGAUCAAAUUAGAACGAUUGAAAGGAAUCAAGAGAUUCCACACAAAGGUGCUUUCUGUGAUUUGGUCUGGUCCGAUCCAGAAGAUGUAGAAACAUGGACAGUAAGUCCGCGUGGUGCAGGCUGGCUGUUUGGCAGCAAAGUGACUUACAUGUUCAUGGAAGUGAAUGAUCUUAAACUCAUCUGUAGGGCGCACCAAUUAGUUCAGGAAGGUUAUAGGUACAUGUUUAAUGACAAACUCGUCACAGUGUGGUCGGCCCCAAAUUAUUGUUAUCGAUGUGGUAACAUAGCUAGUAUCAUGCAGUUCACGACAGUGGAUCAGAGAUCACCCGUGCUGUUCCAGGCAGUGCCUGAUUCCGAGAGAGUAAUCCCACCUCUAACGCCCACUCCGUACUUUUUGUGAUCUAUCUUAGUAGCUCAUCUGUACGGAUGCGGAAGAGAAAUGUCUGUGUCUAGACUCUACGGAAUCACAUGAUUUGAUUGGCCGGAUCCAGGCUGGUACCAUGACGGACCCACACAUUCAUGAGAAUAUAUCACUGAUUAUACAUAUUACUCUAGAAAAUUUUGAUUCCCUUAAAAGAAAUUGUUUGAUGCGUUCUACGAUCAAAGUACGAUACUUAGAGAGGACUGAAUUGUCGUGUGAUUGCUCUUAUUCAGGGAAUGUUCUUUAGAUUUUUUAAGAACUUUAUCAGGUUUUACAUGUUGUAAAGCUAACUUUUAUAUAUCUACAUAGUAUCUGCCAUUGCAUCAGCCUGAUUUUUGUAGCUCGAGAA
Molecule: messenger RNA, 1389 nt
Organism: Temnothorax curvispinosus
Lineage: Eukaryota; Metazoa; Arthropoda; Insecta; Hymenoptera; Formicidae
Gene: PpV
Product: serine/threonine-protein phosphatase 6 catalytic subunit
Exons: 7
Coding region: 108-1019 (303 amino acids)
Biological process (GO): peptidyl-serine dephosphorylation; G1/S transition of mitotic cell cycle
Cellular component (GO): cytoplasm
Molecular function (GO): protein serine/threonine phosphatase activity
Source: RefSeq, a predicted model, not a curated record